AUGAACGCCCUCCGUACAGAGCUGAUCGCAUUGUCUUCUGGCCUUGAAACAGAUAUUGCUUUUCAACAAGAUGAUGUCUUUAGAAAGAACAAGAGACUGGUCGUUUUUGAUAUGGAUUCAACCUUGAUAUACCAAGAAGUUAUUGACGAGAUUGCUAGACACGCAGGAGUUGUAGAUCAAGUCUCUGCUAUUACAGAAGCUGCUAUGAACGGAGAAAUUGACUUUAAAGAAUCAUUGCGCCGUAGAGUUGCCCUUUUAAACGGUACAAGUGUACAGGUACUAGAGGACAUCAAGAGAGUCCUCACUUUCACCGAAGGCGCUCGUUUCCUCUGUCGUGCGCUCAAGAAGCUUGGAUUCAAGUUGGCAGUCAUUAGUGGUGGAUUUUUACCCUUAGCUAAUUAUGUAAAGUCUGAACUAGGUCUGGAUUAUGCUUUUGCAAACCAGCUCAAGGUUUCUUCUGAUGGACUCACUUUGACAGGUGAAACUGUUGGGCCAAUUGUUGAUGGAGUUCGUAAGGCAGAACUGUUGGAAGUUAUUGCCCAAGCAGAAGGUGUUACUUUGAACCAGGUUAUUGCCGUAGGAGACGGUGCUAACGAUUUAUGGAUGCUAAACAAGGCUGGUCUGGGUAUAGCAUUUAACGCGAAGCCUCGAGUACAAGAACAGGCUAGGGCAAGAAUUAAUCAAAAGAGCCUAAAAUAUGUAUUGACACUAUUGGGAUACUCUGAACAAGAUAUGGAAGAACUUGGUAGCGAUCAUUAA
Molecule: messenger RNA, 759 nt
Organism: Rhizopus microsporus ATCC 52813
Lineage: Eukaryota; Fungi; Mucoromycota; Mucoromycetes; Mucorales; Rhizopodaceae
Product: phosphoserine phosphatase serb
Exons: 4
Coding region: 1-759 (252 amino acids)
Biological process (GO): L-serine biosynthetic process; dephosphorylation
Cellular component (GO): cytoplasm
Molecular function (GO): L-phosphoserine phosphatase activity; magnesium ion binding
Source: RefSeq, a predicted model, not a curated record